This is a messenger RNA of Paramecium sonneborni, 1833 nucleotides long. NCBI's taxonomy places the organism in Eukaryota, Ciliophora, Oligohymenophorea, Peniculida, Parameciidae. The record is from the annotation of a GenBank genome assembly.
AGUUACCAUCAUUGAAGUACAAGAUCAUUAGGUAAAUAUCAAAUCUGAUCGGUAAAAAUAGAUAUUUAUAGGUAUUCUAUUUUUAGAAAAUAAAUAUAAAGGUAAAUAAUAAAUCCGAUAUUUAUUAAUUAAUAUAUUUAUGAUUAGGGUUUAACUGCUGCUAAUUUUAGUAGGAAUAAUGCUUACCAAAGUAUAUAUUAGUUUUAAUGGUUAGGCUAAGGAGUAUACUUUACCACUUAAAUUAAAUAUGACAGAAGUAGGUUGUGGUUAUAUCGAACAUUUUAAAUUUUCUUUAGCCGAUUAUACAGCUUAAGUUAUUGGAUAAUUCAACUCAACAGGAGGGUUUUAUUAAGUAUUGAGAAUGAUCAAUUAAUUUAGCUAAGUGGUUUUAAAGAUUACUAAAGUGUAGUUAAUAAUAAACUUCAUGCUUAAGACACAAAUUCGACAACAUGGCAAUACUCAUUAAAAUAAAUGAGAUUAUACAGAAAAGCUCAAAAUUCAAUAAUUGUUGCAUAAGAUUAAGAAUUAGUUGGUACAGAAAGUUAAGAGCUUGAACUUUAAUUAACAUUUGAUUAAACAUCAUAUGAUUUAAGUUCAGGUUAAGAACUUGGUGAUAGAAAAACAGCUACAGUUUCAAUCUUCUUUACUACUGGUUAUUCAAAUAUAAAAUCAAGCUUACCUGAUGGAAUAGAUAUGUUGCUUCCAUUUACAUAAAUUGUAUAUUUAAUUAAUUGAGAUUAGAAUCGUAAAAAACCAACAUAAUAAUUUAAUGUGGAUUUGAAUCCAGAUAGAUAAUUAGAUGCAAUUUAAAGAUAUUUCUUCCAAUAUACAGGUUUCGAUACUAAGAAUGGAAAUAGAACUUAAAAUGUCUACUUUAAUAGAAAAAAGUUCUAUGUUCCUAAAUCUUUUGUAGAAACAUUUUUUGGUCCUUUAUCAGAAUAUUAAAAUAUUCCUAAUUCAAAUUAAGUAUCUAUUUCUCAAGAGGAAAUGGAUAAAGAGAUGAUGAAGAUUUGUUAUGGAACAAUGGAGGAAACAAUAUUAAGAUAGAAUUACGCAGUUUGGCUUUGGAUUAUAGGAAUAUUAGUUUGGUGGAUUGUUAUGGUAUGCACAGAAAAUGAUACAGAAUCAGUAUUUUUGGAAGAAUAUAAAGAUAGUAGAUUAACAAUGAUUCCUUUGUAUAGUAUGUACAAAUUAAACAAUGAUGUGUUUUUCUCAAAACUAUCAAGAUAGUCACAUUACUUAUUAUAUUUUGCUUGGGAAAUCUUAAUAAUAUCUAUAUUAUAUGGAUAGUUUUAUAUUGAUAACACAUAUGAAGUAGGAGAUGCAAUUAUACUAUGGUAUGCAAUAGUAGCAAUAUUAAUUGCAUGGCCUGUUGGAUAUUUCUUUGGAUGGAUUAUUUUUACUGCAAGAGAAUAACAUAAAACCAAAAUGCAAUUAGAAAUAGACUAUAAAUAACAUACUGUACAAAUUAAUAAUAUUUUAGAAUAAAACAACUCCAGAAGCAGAAAAACUACAUGCAGCUAUUUUAGAUGAAGAAAAUAGAAUGUAUACAUCUUGGUAUGUUUAUUAUGGAUUCCAUUUUCUUGCUUUUUGGGCUUGUGUUCUAAUAAGCAUUUGGUAGAUGACAUUUGUAGAUGCUGAUACAUCAGGAUAUUGGGUGGCAACAAUAUUUGUGAUGAUCUUAAUGGAUCAACUAAUUUUAGAUUCAAUUGUUCCAUUUCUACCAUUAAUUGGAGCAGUCCAAAAAUAUAGAGGUUAUUGGUUUGAUUCAGAAUUAGCAAGUUUAUGGAAACAUCGUGAAGAAUUAUGAUUAUUAUUAAAAAUAAAUAAAAC